This is a messenger RNA of Toxorhynchites rutilus septentrionalis, 1808 nucleotides long. RefSeq lists its product as uncharacterized. Gene Ontology annotation, molecular function: serine-type endopeptidase activity. The transcript has 7 exons. NCBI's taxonomy places the organism in Eukaryota, Metazoa, Arthropoda, Insecta, Diptera, Culicidae. The record is from RefSeq and is a predicted model, not a curated record. The coding region runs from base 69 to 1763 and encodes 564 amino acids. Gene Ontology annotation, biological process: proteolysis.
GGCAGUCAAAAGUAGUCAGAUUCAACUGUUCUACGGAAUACAACAGAUCGCGGAUGUCAGUGAGAUAGAUGGAUUUACAACUGCUUGUUUACCUGGCAAUCGUUGGAAGCGUCUGUUACUGGAGCGUCCGAGCAGACGAUUUUUUCACAGACCAACCACCGGAUGACUACUUCCAGCGCAACACGAUGGCAGAUUGCCCAAAUCGUUUCUACAGCAAACUUAAUAGGUAUGAUGUGAGUUAUGCAUACGGCGGUGAACGGGCUAAAAUAGGCGAAUUUCAGCAUAUGGCUGCUAUUGGUUGGACAAAAAAUGACGAAAUUAAGUAUAUGUGCGGCGGAACGCUCAUCAGUCCCACAUUCGUUCUCACCGCCGCUCAUUGUGCCUAUGAUUCGGACAGCAAUGAACCAGAUACAGUCCGAUUAGGUGACACAAAUUUGGGAAGUCCGGAGGACGAUCAAUAUGCACAACAAAUCAAGAUAAAAUCAUUGAAAAGGCAUCCCAAAUAUCGAUUUAGCAGAAAGUACUACGACAUUGCACUGAUUGAGCUGGAAUCAAAAGCUAAAUUUAACGAGGGCAUUUGCCCGGCCUGUUUAUGGUUGGAGAAUGAUGCCCCUCGGGAAGAGUUGAGUGCAAUCGGCUUUGGAGUUACCGGGUUUGCUGGAAGUCUCAGUCCCACUCUACAAAAGGUGCGACUGAAUGAAAUUGACAACACUGAAUGUUUGAAACAAUUACCAAUUGGUGGCCGAACACUACCUGAUGGGUUGGUGAAGGAACAAUUCUGCGCUAACAGUGCGACCAUGGACACAUGUGAGGGUGAUUCAGGAGGACCGAUUCAAGUCGAAAAAAUUGAUGUUACCCAGGUUUUGGUUCCAUUGGUGGUUGGCAUUGUUUCUUUCGGAACACCUUGCGUUGAAGGAUCGACCGGGGUUUAUACAAGAAUUUCUCCAUACAAAGAAUGGAUUGAGCAAGAAAUUCAACAACCCAUCGAUUAUAUGACCUGUGCCCGAACAUCGAACUGUUACUUCAGAAGAAUCGAAAAAAUCAAAAUAACAUACCCUCGCGAUUUGCCGUCACACCGAGUUGGUCUUCUAUGGGAUGCAGAAGACCGGAACAAAUUUCAUUGUGGAGCCACAUUGAUAGAUUAUCGUUUUGUUUUGACAUCGGUCUUUUGUGCCAAAACGAAGCAAGGCUCGCCGCUCUAUAUAAUUGUUCAGGAAAAUAAUGAAAUAGUCCCUAUCGAAAGUGUUUACGUUCACCCCAAGUAUGACCCCAAACUUCCGGAGAAUGACAUCGCGCUACUCAAAUUGAAGAAAUAUCUAAAGCCUAAUUUUGACUCAUUGCUACCCGUAUGCCUUUGGCGAGAACAGGAAGUUCAAGAUCAAUUUGGUGUGAUGCAUUUCUCCGCCUACAGCAACGCUUUCUCUAAUUUGAAAUACUAUAGUAAAAACAAUCACCAACGAUACAUAAUUGAAUCGGAUAUUAUUGAAAAUGGAAAAUGCGCUAAUCCAGAACAUGACAAAAAUAAUCUGCUUUGUGGACACAACCAAAUCAAUUUAAUUCCAAACGUUUGCGAAAUGGAUUACGGAGGUCCGGUCAUGAACAAGUCUUACCACGACUAUCUGCCUUACUUGUAUGGAGUGGUUUCAGCGCUUAGCAAGGGCUGUGGUGAAGAUUUAGUCGGAACAAGAGUGUAUCCGCAUCUGGAAUGGAUCGAAAGCAUUGUAUUCGAUCAUAAGAAUGAACGAUUUUAUUUCACAACAUAACAAUUUUUCAAUGUUUUUGUGAAUAAAUGUUAUCGGUCGAUGGUA